Molecule: messenger RNA, 5210 nt
Organism: Physeter macrocephalus (sperm whale)
Lineage: Eukaryota; Metazoa; Chordata; Mammalia; Artiodactyla; Physeteridae
Gene: MATN2
Product: matrilin 2
Exons: 19
Coding region: 1255-4170 (971 amino acids)
Molecular function (GO): calcium ion binding
Source: RefSeq, a predicted model, not a curated record
UUUACUCAUAUUCCAGAAACCAACUCUAUCAUCAAAUAGGAGUGACGAUGGUUCAGAGUAAAGGCAGCCAAGAGGACUUAAAUGAUCAGAUUCUGGCACCAGACGUUUUGAAAUGUGUUAGUUCUGCUGCCUCUCCCCCAUAGCUUGUUAAAACCUGAACUGAGUGGUUGGGUUAAUGGUUUGGGGUUAGAAUUUUGGAGCAAUUAUUAGGAGAUGUCUUAGCCUGUUGUAACGACCCCACUCCCCCCCAGCUGCCCAGGAGCAGGGAGAGCUGGUAGAGUGGCAUUCCCCAGCCCUUUCCCUGCCACCGACCAAUCCUGGCUUCCGCACCCCUCCAAAGUUCCCUUGGGGACCUCUCGGCACGUUCCCCCGCUUUACAAAAUUGCAAACAUCUUUGCCCAUAAUUUCAAAAGUCUUGCCUGGACUAGGCUUUCUCUGCUCCUUCAGGGUAGGAACCUUGUUUCCUUUCCGUCCUGGCAUCCUUAGUCCCGUCCCCACCCAGGGGCCUGGCCUCUGGCCAGUGGAUGCUCUGUUAAUAGGAACCGGCACCGGUGUUCUGGGCACUGCCAAGACAGCUCCUGGCACUUGUCACCAAGUAGCCCAAUCCUCACCACUUUCUUCUUCCAUCACCGUCAUCGAUGGUCUCCUCCUGUAGAUCAUGACCCCCAGUUCAGGAAACAGGACCCCCGUCAUGCCUUUCUCCCUCCAGGAGAUGCUCUCCUCCGCUCCCCACCCCACUCCCCUCCGCCAAGACCCCAAAGCUCCUUGUUGUUCUGAGCCUGCUUGCGGCUCCAGACCCCUGGAGUCCGAUCCCCGCCUGGGCUUGGGGACGGACCGCGCAGUGCGAGGUGGCAGCAGGCAGGGCGCGCGGUCAGGGUGCCCAGCUCCCGGGGCUGCCUGCAGGGUGGGGCGGUCCUCACGGCCUAUCCCUCUCCGCUCCUGCCCCAUCCCCAAACAGUACACCCCUCCUCCCGCCGGCCCGCUCCCCACCCUCCGCGGCGCCGCCUCCCCCGCCGCCUGCCGGCGCUGGCCCAGAGCCGCCCAGGCAGCCAGCGAGCGAGCGGAGCGCUCUGGGAUGGGACUCGGAGGAAGCGGCGAAGGAGGAGACAGCGGCAGCACCUCGGGCUUCUUCCUCGGCUCCCACGAGCGAUUCCCGAGGAGAGCCGUGGCUCUCGGAGCGGCGAGGAGGCCAGCGACGAAGACCCGGGAGGCUGCGCCCCUGUCUCGCUUCCCAGGCGCCGGCGGCGGCUGCAGAUGGAAAAGAUGCUGGUGGGCUGCUUUCUCCUGAUCCUCGGACAGAUCCUCCUCCUCCCCGCUGAGGCCAGGGAGUGGCCUCCUUCCAGGUCCAUCUCCAGAGGGAGACAUGCUCGGACCCACCCUCAGACGGCCCUCCUGGAGAGCUCCUGUGAGGACAAGCGGGCAGACGUGGUCUUCAUCAUUGACAGUUCCCGCAGCGUCAACACCCACGACUAUGCGAAGGUCAAGGAGUUCAUCGUGGACAUCUUGCAGUUCUUGGACAUUGGCCCUGACGUCACCCGUGUGGGCCUGCUCCAAUAUGGCAGCACCGUCAAGAACGAGUUCUCCCUCAAGACCUUCAAGAGGAAGUCCGAGGUGGAGCACGCCAUCAAGAGGAUGCGGCAUCUGUCCACGGGCACCAUGACGGGGCUGGCCAUCCAGUAUGCCCUGAACAUCGCAUUCUCAGAGGCAGAGGGUGCCCGGCCACUGAGGGAGAACGUGCCGCGGGUCAUAAUGAUUGUGACCGAUGGGAGGCCCCAGGACUCGGUUGCUGAGGUAGCUGCAAAGGCCCGGGACACAGGCAUCCUGAUCUUUGCCAUCGGCGUGGGCCAAGUGGACUUCAACACACUGAAGGCCAUCGGAAGCGAGCCCCACGAGGACCACGUCUUCCUGGUGGCCAACUUCAGCCAGAUUGAGUCGCUGACCUCGGUGUUCCAGAACAAGUUGUGCACGGUCCACAUGUGCAGCAUCCUGGAGCAUAACUGCGCCCACUUCUGCAUCAAUACUCCCGGCUCGUAUGUCUGCAGGUGCAAACAAGGCUACAUCCUCAACUCGGAUCAGACGACUUGCAGAAUCCAGGACCUGUGUGCAGCGGAGGACCACGGCUGCGAGCAGCUCUGCGUGAACCUGCUGGGCUCCUUUGUCUGCCAGUGCUACAGUGGCUACACCCUGGCCGAGGACGGGAAACGGUGUGUGGCUGUGGACUACUGUGCCUCAGAAAACCACGGAUGUGAGCAUGACUGUGUAAAUACCGACGGCUCCUACUUUUGCCGGUGCCCUAAAGGAUUUGCUCUUAACCCAGAUAAGAAAACAUGCACAAAGAUAGACUACUGUGCCUCACCUAACCAUGGAUGCCAGCACGAGUGUGUUAACACAGAUGAUUCCUAUUCCUGCCGUUGCUUAAAAGGCUUUACCCUGAAUCCAGAUCAGAAAACCUGCAGAAGGAUCAACUACUGUGCGCUGAAGAGGCCGGGCUGCGAGCAUGAAUGCAUCAACACGGAGGAGGGCUACUACUGCCGCUGCCACCGGGGCUACACCCUGGACCCCAACGGCAAGACCUGCAGCCGGGUGGAUCACUGCGCCGAGCAGGACCACGGCUGCGAGCAGCUGUGCCUCAACACCGGGGACUCCUUCGUGUGCCAGUGCUUGGAAGGCUUCCUCAUCAACGAGGACCUCAAGACCUGCUCCCGAGCGGAUUAUUGUUUGCUGAGUGACCACGGUUGCGAGUACUCCUGCGUCAACACCGACCGGUCCUUCGUCUGCCAGUGUCCCGAGGAACACGUGCUCCGCAGUGAUGGCAAGACCUGUGCCAGUGAGUGUUCUGAGGUCGGACGAGCGGGACUUGGCACAAGCGAUCAAUUGGACUCUUGUGCUUUGGGGAACCAUGGUUGUGAACAUUCGUGUGUAAGCAGUGGAGGCUCUUUUGUGUGCCAGUGCUUUGAAGGGUAUAUACUCCGUGAAGAUGGGAAAACCUGCAGAAGGAAAGAUGUCUGCCAAGCAGUAGACCACGGCUGUGAACACAUUUGCGUGAACAGUGAUGAGUCGUACAUCUGCAAGUGCUUGGAGGGAUUCCGACUCGCUGAGGACGGGAAACACUGCAGAAGGAAGGAUGUCUGCAAAUCAACCUACCAUGGCUGUGAACACAUUUGCGUUAAUCUUGGCAGUUCUUACAUCUGCAAAUGCUCAGAGGGAUUCAUUCUAGCUGAGGAUGGAAGACGGUGCAAAAGAUGCACUGAAGGCCCAGUUGACCUGGUCUUUGUGAUCGAUGGAUCCAAGAGCCUUGGAGAAGAGAAUUUUGAGAUUGUGAAGCAGUUUGUCACUGGAAUUAUAGAUUCCUUGGCAAUUUCCCCAAAAGCCGCUCGAGUGGGGCUGCUCCAGUAUUCCACGCAGGUCCGCACAGAGUUUACCCUGAGAAACUUCAGCUCGGCCAAAGACAUGAAAAAAGCUGUGGCCCACAUGAAAUACAUGGGCAAGGGCUCUAUGACCGGACUGGCUCUGAAACACAUGUUUGAGAGAAGUUUUACCCAAGUAGAAGGGGCCAGGCCUCUCUCCGCACAGGUGCCCAGAGUGGCCAUCGUGUUAACAGAUGGACGGGCUCAGGAUGAUGUCUCCGAGUGGGCCAGUAAAGCCCAGGCCAAUGGUGUAACCAUGUAUGCUGUUGGGGUAGGGAAAGCCAUUGAGGAAGAACUACAAGAGAUUGCCUCUGAGCCCACAGAAGAGCAUCUCUUCUAUGCCGAAGACUUCAGCACGAUGGGCGAGAUAAGUGAUAAACUACGGAAAGGCAUUUGUGAAGCUCUGGAAGACUCUGAUGGAAGACGGGAUUCCCCAGCAGGGGAACUGCCAAAGAGGGCCCACCAGCCAACAGAAUCUGAGCCAGUCACCAUAAAUAUCCAAGACAUACUUUCCUGUUCUAAUUUUGCAGUGCAACACAGAUAUCUGUUUGAAGAAAACAAUCUUGCACGGUCUACACAAAAACUUUUCCAUUCGACAAAAUCCUCAGGAAGUCCUUUGGAAGAAAAACACAAUCAAUGCAAAUGUGAAAACCUUAUAAUGUUCCAGAACCUUGCAAAUGAAGAAGUAAGAAAAUUAACGCAGCGCUUAGAAGAAAUGACACAGAGAAUGGAAGCCCUGGAAAAUCGCCUGAGAUACAGAUGAAGAUUCAAAAUGCUACAUGUAUUUGUACGUCAUUGUAUCAAGGAUUAUAGUGAAACAGUUCAGAGCCCCCAAAGCUCAAGCUAUCAUUAAUUCUGUAAGGUUGUAAACUAAAACAUAAGUAGUACUGAGAAAGCUGGUUUGCUAUAGAACAAAGGAAUAUAAAUUCAUUGAGAAAAAAAAUAAAUUGUAUAAAUUUAUUUUGUAUAAAUUCAUUGAGAAAAAAAAUCUUUCAGAAUCCUAAAAUGAGAUUAUCAAGUAAGAACAAAUAAGCUAUGCAAGAUAUUCUGUAAUAUACUGUGGACACAUUUGCUUUUGCCUUGUUCUGCCUUAGUGUUGCAAUCUUAUUUGACUACAAAAUAAAGUUUGCAGUCUUACUUCCGUAGAACACUGGCCAUGGGAAAGCUAUUUUUUUUUUUUGUAUUGGACUUUACCUUGAUAUAUGUAUAUGGAUGUAUGCAUAAAGUCAUAGAACAUAUGUAUUGUGUAACAAGUUCGAUUUUUUAAUACAAUAUUAAAAUUCACUUCAGAGAAUGGUAUUCUGUGUAAAAUUCUAAGUUUAACUUUAAAUGCAAGGUAUGUAUACAUGAGAAAUGGCUAAAAUACAUAUGAAAAAAAUGUUGAAUCUCACUGAUAAUCAGGAAAAUGCAGGUUAAAACAAUCAGUUUGGCAAAAGUUAGCAUGUCUGACUAUAGCAUUAGUAAAGAUGUGAAAAUACGGGGCUCUUGUACACUGCUAGUGAGAAGACAAAUGGGCAGCCUAUGGAGUAUAAUCAACACCUAGUAAAACUGAAAAUGCAGCCCUACCCUGUACUCUAGCUACUGCAGUUACAGGUAUCUAACUUGAUGAUUUUAGCCUCCUCGGUGGUGUACACAGCCUGUUGCCUAUACGGGUUGCCCUAAGGGACCUUGGAGACAGCCCUUUCCAGUGUACAUUAAUGACUGGCAUGCUGUCCCCAAUCUAGGCUCCAGACAGGUAUGCGCGGUACCUUUGGAAAAGCGCCAGGGCACAGUGGCCAGGGUCCACAUUGGCCAAAUCAUAAU